AUGGCCGCCCUCACUUGGACAAAGUUACGAAGUUUUCACAGAUAUUUUGGUCAUAGUACCUUACUUAAAGCUUGUUUUCAAUAUUCUCAAAAGCAUGAGCAUUUCUGUAUACUUAGUAAAUGUAACGAUGGCUUUAUUCAACCUGUCAAUGUAUUUUAUAAGAGGAGAAGUACUGUGAGAUAUGAUGGAUUUUCCUUAGAAUCGCGUAAUUAUACAUCAGCAUUAAGGAAACGUCAGCUGGUAUUGGGCAUUGAGACAAGCUGUGAUGAUACAGGUGCAUCUGUAGUUGAUGAUCAAGGAGCAGUGCUUGGUGAAGCAUUAAACACUCAGCAGAAAAUACAUUUAAUGCAUGGUGGAAUUAUUCCUCCAGUAGCCUGUCGUUUGCAUGCAGAGAACAUUGAAGAGGUUGUCGACACUUGCUUGAAGAGAUCAGGCAUCUCACUGGAGGAAAUAGAUGCAAUUGCUACUACAGUUAAACCAGGACUGCCACUUUCACUUGCUGUUGGUACCGAAUAUGGGAAACAGCUAGCAUUGAAUGCUAGAAAACCGUUUAUACCAAUUCACCACAUGGAAGCACAUGCCCUUACUGUCCGUAUGGUAGAACAGAUUGAAUUCCCAUUUCUGGUUUUGUUAGUGUCAGGAGGCCAUAGUUUGUUGGUGUUGGCUCAUAGUGUUGACAGGUGGUCAAUUAUUGGUCAAACUGUUGAUGAUGCACCUGGAGAAGCACUUGAUAAGGGUGCUCGUCGGCUGAAGUUGCGCAACAUUCCCGAGUGCUCAUCCAUGUCUGGUGGUCAAGCUAUUGAGCAUUUGGCUAAAGAAGGAAAUCCCAGAGCCUAUGAUUUUCCAACACCACACGUAUUGUCUGGCGGUGUGGCUUGCAAUAACUACAUUCGCAGUGCUCUCCAAAAGUUAUGCGAAGCUACAGGUUACCAGCUUUUAUGCCCUCCGCCCAGAUUAUGCACAGAUAAUGGAAUUAUGAUUGCAUGGAAUGGUAUGGAAAGGUGGAAGGCUCAGUCGGGGGUUAUCUAUGAUGAAGAAGCAAUAAAAAAUAUUAACAUCCAAGCAAAAUGUCCUAUUGGAGUGGAUUUGACAGAAGAUGUUCGUAGUCUGGGAAUCAAAAUUCAGAAAUGGGUCAAAUUUAGAUGAUACUAAUAGUAUAUUGUUAUUUGUUAUUCUUUUCGAUAGUGUGUUAAAAGAAAUAGAAGUUCAUUUCAAAGAUCGAUAUAAAAGGAAUAUUGAUACUAACUGUUUUGUAUUUUCUGAGAUAGAUAAUGAGAAUUAACUGUAAACUUCACAUGACUGAUUAAGUCAAACCAGAUUUUGUGGUGUUUUUGCUGUUUAUAAUGAAAAUUAAUUGUUUUGUUUUAUUUUUUUAAAUAUAUUUUCAUGUUAAUCCAGAAAACAAAUUUGAUAUUUGAAUAAAAUUACUGUUGUUAUUCUUUGAGAGGAAAUUGCAUUGACCAUAUUGCAGAACUGUCAAACAAAAUAAUAGCUUUGAAUAUCUUUGCUCUGUUCAUUAUUGGUGAAAUAAACAUAAUAAAACAUUAA
Molecule: messenger RNA, 1548 nt
Organism: Penaeus indicus
Lineage: Eukaryota; Metazoa; Arthropoda; Malacostraca; Decapoda; Penaeidae
Gene: Tcs4
Product: tRNA N6-adenosine threonylcarbamoyltransferase, mitochondrial-like
Exons: 8
Coding region: 1-1146 (381 amino acids)
Biological process (GO): tRNA threonylcarbamoyladenosine modification
Cellular component (GO): mitochondrion
Source: RefSeq, a predicted model, not a curated record